GCGGGGGGGGGGGACAUGGACGGCGGCCGCCGCGGGACACAAAGGACGGCGGCGGCGGCGGCGGGGAGGCGGCGGCGGGCGUUGCGGCGCGGGGCCAUGGCGGCGGCCGCGGUGGGGCCGGGCAUCGGCGGCGGCGCCGGCGGCCCGCGGUACAGCCUGCUGGCCGAGAUCGGCCGCGGCGCCUACGGCGUGGUGUACGAGGCGGUGUCGGGCCGCAGUGGAGCGCGGCUGGCGGUGAAGCGGAUCCGCUGCGACGCCCCCGAGAACGUGGAGCUGGCGCUGGCCGAGUUCUGGGCCCUAACGAGCCUCCGGCGGCAGCACCCGAACGUGGUGCGGUUCGAGGAGUGCGUGCUGCAGCGGCACGGCCUGGGGCAGCGCAUGAGCCACGGCAACAAGCGCAGCCAGCUCUACCUGCGCCUCGUCGAGACCUCCCUCAAAGGUGAGAGGAUCCUGGGCUACGCAGAGGAGCCUUGCUACCUGUGGUUCGUCAUGGAGUUCUGUGAAGGGGGAGACCUCAACCAGUACGUGCUCUCCCGAAGACCCGACCCGGCGACCAACAAGAGCUUCAUGCUGCAGCUGACCAGCGCCAUUGCCUUCCUGCACAAGAACCACAUCGUCCACCGGGACCUGAAACCAGACAACAUCCUGAUAACAGAGAAGUCUGGCACCCCUGUGCUCAAGGUGGCCGACUUCGGGCUGAGCAAGGUCUGCGCUGGCCUGACUGCUCGGGGCAAGGAGGGUGGGCACGAGAACAAAAAUGUGAAUGUGAACAAGUACUGGCUGUCCUCGGCCUGUGGCUCUGAUUUCUACAUGGCGCCUGAGGUCUGGGAAGGACACUACACUGCCAAGGCUGACAUCUUCGCCCUCGGCAUCAUCAUCUGGGCCAUGAUUGAGAGGAUCACUUUCAUUGACGCCGAGACCAAGAAGGAGCUGCUGGGGACCUACAUCAAGCAGGGGACCGAGAUUGUGCCCGUUGGGGAAGCGCUGCUAGAAAACCCAAAGAUGGAGCUGCACAUCCCUCAGAAACGCAGGACUUCCAUGUCUGAGGGGAUCAAGCAGCUCUUGAAAGACAUGUUGGCUGCUAACCCACAGGAUCGACCUGAUGCCUUUGAGCUUGAAACCAGAAUGGACCAGGUUACAUGUGCUGCUUAAAUUCAGGGCAGGGCACUGCUGUGCUUUGCAGCUGGGUUUAUUUACCAGGGACCCAUAAUCUCCGUUAUUUACAUGCAACGAGGAAGUCAAAGAUAAGGGAAGAUGAUAAUACAGAAGAUCUCUGGCAAUGUGAAA
This is a messenger RNA of Pseudopipra pipra, 1287 nucleotides long. RefSeq names its product serine/threonine kinase 35 (gene STK35). The record is from RefSeq and is a predicted model, not a curated record. The transcript has 3 exons. The coding region runs from base 16 to 1152 and encodes 378 amino acids. Gene Ontology annotation, molecular function: protein kinase activity; ATP binding. Gene Ontology annotation, biological process: protein phosphorylation. NCBI's taxonomy places the organism in Eukaryota, Metazoa, Chordata, Aves, Passeriformes, Pipridae. Gene Ontology annotation, cellular component: cytoplasm; nucleus.